GAGGGAGCGCGGUGGUGGCUCCGAUGGAGGCUGGAGCCGGCGCCGAGGCGGAGCCCUUGUUGCCCCCGCGGAGCUGGCGCCGGGGCCGGGGUCUCGGUGCGGGGAGCGGGGCGGGCGGUGCCGCUGAGCAGGGUGCUGGAGCUGAUAAUGACCUUUAUAUAAACCAAGCCAUAGUAUUCAUUGAAGAUGCAAUACAGUAUCGAUCUAUAAACCACCGUGUGGACUCCAGAUCCCUGUGGCUUUAUCGAUGGUACUACUCCAGAACUUGUCAGUGGAUUUUGAGUUUAACCAUUACUGUAAUCCUGGCUUUGGCUUUCAUUGAAAAGCCUUCCUCACUUACCAUCACCUCAGAUGUACGAUACCGUGUUCCUGGGUGGAACCCUCCCUGUGGCCUAACGGAGAGCAUCGAGCUGCUUUGCUUUCUUGUGUUCAUGGCUGAUGUGUCUGUGAAGAGUUACUUAGUUGGAUGGGAAGAAUUUUGGAAAAAUAAAUGGCUAAUGGCUUAUAUACUGACAUUAAUAGUUUCCCUUGCUGAUUGGAUUGUAUCACUGAGUUUUUUCUGCACAGAGGAAGUGAGAAUAAGAAGAAUUCUUCGUCCUUUCUUUCUCCUUCAGAAUUCUUCUAUGAUGAAGAAAACAUUAAAAAGUAUCAACAGCACAUUGCCUGAAAUGGCAAGUGUUGUUCUGCUGCUGGCUGUUCACCUGUCUCUCUUCACCAUGUUUGCCAUGCUGCUGUUUGCUCGAACAAAGCUCUUUGCUAAAUUUAGUUUCUUCUAUGUUUUCUUAUCUUCCAAUACUGGUAUCCCUGGCCAUGCCUUGGAUGGGCAGCAGGAUAAGGAGUGGGUGAGGUAUUUCCGGAAUUUGCCAGAUUCAUUGACAUCACUGCUGGUCUUGCUAACUACUGCAAAUAAUCCUGAUGUGAUGAUUCCUGCAUAUUCGAAGAAUCGAGCGUAUUCAAUCUUCUUCAUACUCUUCACUGUAUUAGGCAACUUGUUUCUGAUGAACUUGCUUACAGCAAUAAUAUACAAUCAGUUUCGAGGAUACCUUCUGAAAUCAGUUCAGUCCUCCCUCUUCAGGAGGCGACUGGGAAUCCGGGCUGCUUUUGAAGUGCUUUCUUCCCUGAAAGAGACACAUGCACAACAGUCUCAUGUCAGUGUUGAGGCCUUACUACGAGUGGUGCAGAAGGUUGAAAUGGAUUCUCGCUGCAAGCAAGCCAUCAUGAGAUCACUCAAAACGUGCUCCUGUGACAAACUGUCAGCUGCCCAGUUUCAGAAGGUCUUUGAAGAACUAGACAAAGAUGCCAUUAAGGAACAUCCUCCCAGUCCAGAGUACCAGUCUCAUCUUAUGCAGAAAAUGCAGUUUGCCUUUGGCCAUCACUACUUCGGCUACUUGGGGAAUGUUGUGGCUCUUGCAAACAUUGUUUCUAUCUGUGUGGUUUUGGUGAUGGAUGCAGAUAAGCAGCCUUCUGAAAGAGAUGACUUCUUCCUGGGGGCUAUCAACUGCUUCUUCAUUCUAUACUAUCUGCUGGAAAUGUUGCUGAAAAUCUUAGCAAUGGGCUUGAAAAGAUACUUAUCAUACCCAAGCAAUAGAUUUGAUGGACUUCUGACUGUAAUUUUGCUGGUUUUGGAGAUUGCAACUUUUGCUGUGUAUGGAUUUCCUCAUCCUGGUUGGAGACCUGAGCUCAUGGGCUUGUUAUCCCUGUGGGAUAUGGUGCGAUUGGUGAACAUGUUAAUUGUGUUCAGGUUCCUGCGGAUCAUUCCUAAUAUGAAGUUCAUGGCUUUGGUUGUUACUACACUGCUGGAUCUGGUAAAAAACUUGAGAGCUUUUGCAGGAAUUCUUGUGGUGGUUUUCUAUGCAUUUGCUCUGACUGGCAUAAUACUAUUCAAUGGUGCUGUUGUUCCCUUGGGAAACAGCAGUGCUGCCAAUACAACAUAUGAUAACAACACUCUGCUGUGUGGGACCUACGAACAGCUGGAAUAUUGGUCCAACAACUUUGAUGACUUUGCUGCAGCAGUGGUGACCCUCUGGGAUGUGAUGGUGGUGAACAACUGGCAAGUCUUUUUGGAAGCGUUUUCGAGAUACUCAAGUCCGUGGGCAAAGAUCUAUUUUGUAGCCUGGUGGUUGAUCUCCUCUGUCAUCUGGGUUAAUCUCUUUGUAGCUUUACUUCUAGAGAACUUUAUUCACAAGUGGGACCGUCGCUGUCACCGAGAACCUCUUUCAGAUAUCGAAUACCAGAGGACAGUUGAGCUCAUGUUCAGAGAUGUUUUGGAAGAACCUACAGAGGAAGAGUUGAUGGAAAAACUACAUCAGCAUCCACACCUGCAGUUGUGUAGGUGAUUGAUGGGAAGGACUGAUCUAUUUAGACCUCUGUUUUCUUGAGGUUGUCAGCUGGAAGAAACUGAAUGGAUUUUCUGUGAGGUGCUGUCAGGAGAGAGGCUUGUAGGACAGUACGUGAGGUUUUGCUUGGCAAUUCUCUGCAGAAAGAGGGUUUUUUAUUUUUGGUUCAUAUCUUUUUUUUAUUGAAAAAGAUUUGAAUCGUGCUAGUUUGACUUGAUUUUAAGUUGCAAUUUUAGAGGAAUAUUGCAGCUGUCAUUUUUAUAAAUUGUUGAUAUCAGAAUGUUUUAUUUUCUUGUUUUGUUGGUUUUUUUUUUUUUUUAGAAGGGAAAGUGUGUUUCAAAUGACAGUGCACUUUAAAACAUGAACUUUGUAACCACUAUGCCUGCUAUUUUUUUUCAGCACAAGAAAGUGGCACUGCCUUUUCUGGUAGGUGAGUGUGGUGAGGGCUGUGCCCUGCAAUUCACAAAUGGAUUAGGCAGGACCAGAACAAAAUCCUUAAUCUUUUUUGUAGUGAGAGUUGAAACACUAUUUUUUAUCGAGAUGUGACACCAGCAUGAUUUAGCAAAUUUUCAGGUGUUAAUCACUUCAGAACACAAUCAAUUUCAACAUAGUACCAGGGAGUGCCUACCUUGCACAUCCUCUCUGUUGCUUUGUGCUGAUGGUUGCUGGUUGCAUCAUGCUGCUGGUUUUCGGAGCAGUUAGAACCUUGAAUGGAGCAAUUGCACUUGUGGUUUUCAAUGUGGUAAAACUGAGCUCUCCUUUAGAGUAAAUAUUCUCAUGUUGCUUUUUAGUGAACCUCUUCCUUUUACUUUCUUCCAAGUCCUGUUCUACACUGUAUCAUAUUCCAUGGAAAAGCUGAGGGGACUGAACUUUGAACGGAAUGUAGCACCGUGAUCACUGCAAGUCUUUAAAUUAUGGGGAGGGGAAAAAAAAGUUGAAGGGGAUGAUCAAAGUGCUUAGCAGUUCAAAUUUUUAUUCACGUCCAUGGGAAUUGAAAGUGCUCAACCAGUAUUGCGAGAUCACAUUCUUUUAUGGCUUAAUGACCACAUACUGUAGAGCACUAGCUUUGCCUGCAUUAUACUUUUUGGGCAAAUAACUUUGUCAACAAAUCUAAAGGGGAGAAUUAGCAGUAAGCCAUGGCCAUGGGCUUUUCAUUAGCCCUCACUAUUCCUCUAAAAAAGAUGGUUUAGUUUAAAUCUUUGUCACGUAACUAGUAAAUCAUCAUGAAGUAUAGAAUCAAUACCAACUACUAUUUUCAUAAAAGUGAAAUUACCCUUUGGCAUCCUUGCCUUGUUGUGGAGACACUUCUCCCCCAAACAGACAUUAUUACAAUCAUCUCUUCACUGACAAAAACUUGAGAAAAUUAGCUGGCCAUAAAACACUGCCAUGAUUUAUAAUUUAUUGGAUUGUUUUUCAGAUGACAAAACAUUUUUGAAAAGUGCCAAGCAGUCAUCCUCUAUAUUUUUCCUCUUUUUUUCAUUAUUUUUCUUUUCUCUUCCCUGCAUAAGGGAAAGGAUCUGGGAUGAUGGUGCAUUUGAGCUCAAAAGUAUUUCUGAAUUAUUGGUUUACUGUUUAGAAGCUGCAUAGUCAUUCUUGUCUCUUUCUGUAUUGUUUGAUUAUAUCUUCCUUGUGCUGUGGGACAAAAUAUGUUGUAGCUUGUGUGUGUGUAGAACAUAUCUGACCUGAGCUCUGAGCCAUUGCUGCAAUCCCUUACUUUUGUAAUCUUGCCUCUUAAACUGUGCUCUUGUCAGUGUUGAGUCUUGUGUCUCUGUUCCAGACUAAUCCACCCAGAAACUCACUUGCACUGGUUUCAGUGACAUUACCAUGCUUAUUUUCAGUCACGCACUGAGAACACACAUCAUAGCAAGUACGUGAAGGCAUCAGCACACAGCUUUUCUAGAUUUGGGUUGUUUGGAUUUUUUUGCAUGGUUUUAUUCCAGGGUGAUUUUUGCUCCUUCUAGCAUGAUGUAAUCACUGCCACCAAUUUAUUUGCACUUAAUAACAGAGAUUGAAUACCCUAUUUUACCUUUUUACUCUAUUUUUCUUUCCCCCUGCUCUUCUGAACACUUGGAGAAGUGGCCUUUCCCAAAAAGGAAAUGACUGGUUCUUACCUGUCUGCAAGUUUACUUUCUAUUUGCCUCUUAAGGUUGGUUGGUUGUGGGUUGUUUUUUGUUUUUUUUGUGUUUGUUUGUUUGUUUGUUUUGCCAUUACAUUCCACUACAAUCUACCAAAGCGACACAAAUUGGUGUGGGAUUAUCAUAAACAUCCAUUGUGCAGUUGUUGCAUCUGGACAAAUGUGAAGAAGGCUUUUGUGAUGGGAAUAUUCUUAGUCUUGUUCUUGUUCCACAUUUGUGUAAUUGACUGAAAACAUAACUAGAAUUUAACAUGAAGUCGUCAUGCCUGAUGCCACUUGUCCUGGAAGAUGUAAAUAAUCACAAGUCUUAUGCAAUAAUGUAUAGAUCAUGAAAAUGAAUGUAUGUACCUGGGUAAAAUUUGAUGUUUCCAUUAUUAAAAAGGUUACCUCUCUCAAAAUACGAAAAUAA
Molecule: messenger RNA, 4879 nt
Organism: Apus apus (common swift)
Lineage: Eukaryota; Metazoa; Chordata; Aves; Apodiformes; Apodidae
Gene: TPCN2
Product: two pore segment channel 2
Exons: 26
Coding region: 24-2336 (770 amino acids)
Biological process (GO): transmembrane transport; monoatomic ion transport
Cellular component (GO): lysosomal membrane
Molecular function (GO): monoatomic ion channel activity; voltage-gated channel activity
Source: RefSeq, a predicted model, not a curated record